This is a messenger RNA of Prorocentrum cordatum, 1674 nucleotides long. The record is from the annotation of a GenBank genome assembly. Lineage: Eukaryota; Dinophyceae; Prorocentrales; Prorocentraceae.
UCUGUCUUCUGCUCGUCGUCCACGUCGGCUCUAGCUGCCAUUGGAAAGAUCGCUGCUUGCCGGCGCGAAAACACAUGUCUCAGGGAUAUGGUGGCGAACCUGGACUCGCUGGGCGUCGUAGACGUGGGCGGCAUCGUAGGCAAGGGGCUCCGCAGAUGCCUCGACGAGGCGCCACCCGACCUCGCGAUCAUCAUGGCGGGCACCAACGACCUAGGAACCGGCGCCAUGGCGCGAGAGGUCUUCCAGGAAUUGUGCGAGAUGCACGAGGUCUGCUGGCGGAGAGGCGUGCCCACGCUGGCGCUCCCGCCACCGCCCGCGCCGCGGCUGCCCGAGGGCAGCGCCUUCGAGCUGGAGCGGCGGCGGCUUCUGGCGCUGCUGGCCACGUGGACCUCCGGGGCGCGCACCGCCCUGCGCAAUGGGGAGUGUCUGAAAGCAUGGGCAGGCGAGACUAUCUUCGCCGUUCACGCGCUGGUGAAAUUCUCCGAGCCGGUGUUAGUUCCGAGCGGGACGCUGCUGGAGGAGGUGGCGCGGGCCAUCCCCGUCGCCAGAUACCGCGACGGGGUCAAGCCGAUUGUGCCGCAACUCCCAGGAGCUGGCAAGGACAUCGCGGACGCGGUGCUGAGAGCGCUGGGAGAGCAAGCAGCCGAUCAGCAAGCAGAACCGUGCGCAGAGGAGCCGACGGUCCUGCAGCAGGAUGCGCACAUGACGCCCCGCAGCCAGCCGCCAGAUCACAGUUCUCCCACGGAGAUUGGUUCUCCCACGGAGGUUGAUCUGACGCCGACCGAGUGUCUGCUGCUCGCGCAAGCGGCAAACGGCGAUUGGGGCAAGCAGUGCCGCUGUCGGGGCUGCAACAGCCUGCGGGGCCGCGUGGACAGACUGAAAGCACGCGAUGGGGAAUCGCGGGCUGGGUGGGCGAGCCUCUCCGUUCAAGGUCGCGAAGAAUUCUUCGCAAACAGCGCUGGGCUCUUCAACGCAGAGCUGCAGACGCAGCUCACGACAGCCAUCGCGAAGUCCGCCCUGGAAAAGCUCACGAGCAAGAUGCAGGCAGAGGGCAACUUCGAGGAUUACGAUGAUCUGAAAUCCAAGAUGGACAAAACAGAGUUCGAGGAGUUGUGCCAGAAGGGCACCGUGAUCGACCACCCGAUCCACGACAAGAAGAAGCUCGCGUGGAACCCGAAGUAUUCAAUGACCAUCACGAUGGAGCAGGUGCUCCAGGAGGAGCGCAAGAGGCAGCUCGAGCAGUACGAGGAUCGGAAGGUGAAGCGCCAGAAGAAUAAUGGGAAGAAGGAGAACACCGAGGGCGCCGCUGAGGAUGGCGGCGGAGCUGACCCAAGGGAGUUCACUGUGCAGGGGGGGCACAAGAAGCGCCUGGACGCCACCCUUAGCAAGGUGACGGAGGCGCAGCUGGCCAUCACUGGGACGAUGGCGGAGGCGGACCGCCCUGAGAACAAGGAGUCCCUCUCCAAGAAGCUGGAGGAGUUCGGGGCCAGAACGGUGGGCACUGGCAAUCAGCUCUUGGAGGCCCUCACGGCGAUCCAGACGAAGGGAACGGCGGAGAGCAAAAAGAAGCUGCUGGAGUGCUUUUCGCAGGCCAAGGACUUCUUGGCCGCGGCGAAGGACGCAGGGGGCCGCGUCAAGGCUGCCAUCGACGAGAGCUGGGAUGAGGAGGCGUGA